CCGGAGAGUGGCGACACGGUCCUCUUCCUCCCCGCCUCCGCGGGGCAGGGCAGCGGCAGCACUGAGGCGUCGCACCACGUCGGCUCGGCGUUUGUGCGGCGCAUGUUGGCGCGCGUCGAUUUGUUUGCGUCGCCCGCCACACUGGCGGCGCAGCGGCUCAACGCCCAGCUGCAGACGUCCAUGAGGGACUGGCGCUCGGGCGUCGUCGGCACCUCCAUCACGCCCGCCACCCGCAACAGUCAACAGAGGCAGCAGCAGCAGCCACAGCCACAGCCACAGCCACAACAACAAAAACAUCAAAAAGAGCGCAGUGGGAAUGCACCGUCUGGAUGA
This is a messenger RNA of Trypanosoma grayi, 333 nucleotides long. RefSeq lists its product as hypothetical. The transcript has a single exon. NCBI's taxonomy places the organism in Eukaryota, Euglenozoa, Kinetoplastea, Trypanosomatida, Trypanosomatidae. The annotation marks the transcript as partial. The record is from RefSeq and is a predicted model, not a curated record.